AUGGCAUCGACAAGUACAUCGCAAGGGGACAGUCACUUCUCCUUUGCAAAGAUCGCUGCUAUGCCCGCACCUAGUAAUCCACAAUCACCCUCGUUAUCCGAUGUGAGCCACGAUGCUCUACCGGGACACUCACCAAACUAUUCGGAAUCACUUGAUGCUGGUGCACCGUUGCCAGAAACCCAUUCAUUAAACACAAUCGAACCGGAAGGCUCUCCAGGUGAUCAUAUAGUUGAUGGCCUUGGGAGAGCAGUGCGAGAUAUCGACAUCGGCCUGCGGAAAGACCGCAACGACUCAACUUCCUCGCUUUAUGGCCAUGAAAGUGGUAUUCUCAAACGAGACAACUUCUUUGAUGAUGAUCGCACCCAUCUCUCUAGCUCAUCAACAAAAAUGACCAACUUCGACUCAAAGAGUCUCGCUUCAGUAACUACUUUUGCAAUGGACGAGAAAGACUCUGUACGACCCGACGAUAGUGCCAGUGUUCAAGCCAUUGACGAAGAGGAGUCCCUUUCAGGCCCUGCAUCUGGUGCACCGAAUUCGGUCACAGGCUCUGAGGCUGGGGCUCGAGCUUUUCGAGACCAUUUCCGAGACGUAAAUGCCCAGCGGCCUCGAGGGAUUCUUCCUGUACCCGACCCCAUUUCUAGUGGAGGCAACCAGCGGGGUUUAGUUGCUAUACCCCCGGACUCCGUAUCCAACAACUUUGUGGUCCCUGCCGACCCUGGCGGUUUGCAAGACGAUCAAUUACUUCAUGGGUUUCCGCUUGAUCCAGACGAAAAAUUAUUGGAGGCAAUGAAAUCGCCCAAAGACCGGCUUCUGAUUCUUCAGUUGGAGGAAAAGAUACGUUCUUUUAUUAAAGACGAUAGUGAGCAAUCACUGGAGUUGCCACCAUCAAAUGCAUUUGGACGACUUCUUGCACAUAAAUUGGGUGACUACUACCAUCUUACGCACUUUGUUGAUAACAACGUCACGUCAGUCCGUCUUCAUCGGACGCCUUUCUGCAGACUCCCUACACCUUUGUCUGAAUUACAUGCCGCCAGCAAUACUACCCCACCGCCAACUGUUCCAGCGAUGAAGAUCAUGCGCCGAAACGAUGUGGGACGGCCUUCUACCGAGGGUAGUAUAGCAACAAGCUCGUCUGUUCCAUCCAAAGCUCCUUCGGAGGCUGGCGAUGGCCAAGAUUCGGGAUCUUCGGGUGGAACGCCAGCCAAGGACCGUCUAACGUUGACAAGAGAAGAACGAGAAGCCAAAUAUAACCAGGCUCGUGAGCGUAUUUUCCGCGAUUUUCCCGACAGUGCAAAAUCAGAACCAGCUAGUGGCGAUUCAAAUCCUGAUAUGUCACGUUCCAGCUCCACGACCGGACGCAAGAAAAACCAAAAACAGCGAACUGCUCACGAUGAUGGCUUUGAGGCCCGGUCUCAAUUUAAUGCUUACUACCCCGGAGCACCGUACAGCAAUGGUUCAGCCCAGUUUGCCGGUGGUAAUGGAACUGUGGGCGAUGGAUCCUACAACGGCCAGGUACCGUAUUUGGUUGGACCAGGUGUUCCUCCGCCCACAAAUGGCUACGUCCCUUCUGGUGGAAACAACGGGAUGUACAAUGGAGGAAACAUGAAUAUGAACAACAUGCCACAAUACCCAUUGGCUAUGUCGCCACAGAUGCCCACAAAUGGUUCGUGGCAGGGAGGAAACAUUCCCCAGCAAUCGCCCUACUCUGGAUAUGCAUCGAUGAACCAGAAUGGAAUGAUAAGCCAGCAAUCAUCAACCAAGUCGUCUCCUUCCAUGAACAAUUUUGCCGUCCCCCAGCCUGGCCCGUAUCAGCAAAAUCCUAAUUGGAAUCAGCAAAAUUAUCCGGCAAAUUACCAGCGCAAUCAACAUCCCGUCCAUUGGCCCAACUAUCCUUCUUCUCAGACCAUGUCCUCCAAUAUGGCCUCUUAUCCAUACGCUCAAUACCCCGGGCAACAUCUGAGUUCUACACUCCAAAAUCCCAAUGGGUCAGCCAUGGCAGGAAAUAUGGCUAGAUCACACUUCAAUCCCCAGACACGCUCAUUUGUCCCAGGUGCACUACCGCCAUCACGUCAUCCAAUGCAGGGUGUGCAACAUCAACUCCCUCCGUAUGCCAAUAUGGUCCCUGGUGUCCAAAGCCAAUGGCCUGGCUACGCGGAUCCUACCAGCAACCGGAACUUGGAACACAACACUCCGCCCCGAAUCCCAAACUCCAACUCCCGCGAUUCAAUCGCGAAAUGGGGCACGCCUUCCCACCUCCCACCUAAACCUCCACCAUCUGAAGUGCCUUCCGAAUUUGAUCUCAAGCACCGUGCAGGAACGACCACGAUGCCAGCCACCUCACCUUAUACCAGCGGUGUUGUCGGUACCAAGAACGGCCCGCUUGUAGUUUCUGGAGGCAACGCCGCGUCUAAAACAAACUAA
Messenger RNA from Penicillium angulare, 2421 nucleotides. Its product is annotated as putative R3H domain protein. The coding region runs from base 1 to 2421 and encodes 806 amino acids. The record is from RefSeq and is a predicted model, not a curated record. NCBI's taxonomy places the organism in Eukaryota, Fungi, Ascomycota, Eurotiomycetes, Eurotiales, Aspergillaceae. The transcript has 4 exons. Gene Ontology annotation, molecular function: nucleic acid binding. Gene Ontology annotation, biological process: galactose metabolic process.